GGUCUUUGUCUCCAACGGCGUCGAAGCAUUCAUCGCAUGCGCGGGCAAGGUAGCGCAGCAUGCCUUGCUUCGGCGGUUGCAGCUUCCAUCGCCCCAGAGCGCUGUGGUCACUGAGGCCUCGGGCGAAGAGCUGGCCCAAAGAGCUGAGCAAGAACAGAUGCAAUACCCCUUGCUGCUGAAGCCAAAUGCAGGUGGUUUCGGCAACGGCAUCCUGCGCUUCGACAGCAGCGCGGCCUUGCGCGCCUCUGUCCAAGCGGAGUUGAAAGGCGCCUUUGGAGAGGAUGGCUUGGCGGUGCUGCAGGAACAGCACAGGCCCCGACACGGCUCGGUGGGACGGAUCUGGAUGUUGGAUGGCAAGGUGCUUUGUGCUGUCUUAGCGCCUGUCAUGGAGCUUGGCCAAGACCCUUUGAAGCAGCUGCUG
Messenger RNA from Cladocopium goreaui, 421 nucleotides. The record is from the annotation of a GenBank genome assembly. NCBI's taxonomy places the organism in Eukaryota, Dinophyceae, Suessiales, Symbiodiniaceae.